Messenger RNA from Anisakis simplex (herring worm), 189 nucleotides. Lineage: Eukaryota; Metazoa; Nematoda; Chromadorea; Rhabditida; Anisakidae. The record is from the annotation of a GenBank genome assembly.
AUGUGGCAAGAUAUAUCGGAGUUUUUGCACGAAGAGAACUUUAGAAUCGACGGUGCUGGGCAGUACUGUUGCUGUUGUAUGAGUGCGUUGUCUCCACUGGAUACAGCCAAAAUCAACGGCACUUAUCAACAGCAUGCGUGUGCCAUUGAGGUGAGGUGCUCUCGAGAUGGUUUUCAUUGCUAUGUGUGA